AUGUCGGUGUGGAAGGCCUUGACCCAAAGGCGUAAGGAGCACGGGCUGGUGGCUGUGCCCUGUACUGAGUUUCUUCUCUCUGUUUUCCUUGCAGGUGUGUUACUAGACAUCCAGCAGCACUUUGGAGUCAAAGACAGUGGGGCUGGCUUACUACAGACAGUUUUCAUCUGUAGUUUCAUGGUUGCGGCGCCUAUCUUUGGUUACCUUGGUGACCGUUUCAACAGAAAGAUCAUUCUCAGCUGUGGGAUCUUCUUUUGGUCAGCUGUCACUUUUUCAAGCUCCUUCAUCACUGAACAGUAUUUCUGGCUUCUUGUGCUCUCACGAGGGUUGGUUGGCAUCGGUGAAGCAAGUUACUCCACUAUUGCACCAACCAUCAUAGGAGACCUUUUCACCAAAAACACAAGGACCCUUAUGCUCUCAGUUUUCUACUUCGCAAUUCCUCUUGGCAGUGGCUUGGGAUACAUCACAGGGUCAAGUGUGAAGCAGGUUGCUGGAGACUGGCACUGGGCAUUGCGGGUAUCUCCACUCCUGGGAAUGAUAACAGGGACGCUCAUCUUGAUAUUUGUACCUGCUGCUAAAAGAGGAAAUGUUGAACAACUUGGGGGACAGCUGAAGGCUCGGACCUCAUGGCUGAGAGACAUGAAAGCACUGAUUAGAAACCGCAGCUACGUGUUCUCAUCGUUGGCCACCUCAGCUGUCUCCUUUGCCACAGGGGCACUUGGCAUGUGGAUCCCUCUCUACCUUCACAGAGCACAGGUCGUGCAGAAGACAGCAGAGACCUGCAGCUCACAGCCCUGCAGCACCAAAGAUAGCCUGAUCUUUGGAGCAAUCACAUGCUUCACUGGUUUCCUGGGUGUAAUCACAGGUGCUGGGGCAACCAAAUGGUGCCGGUUAAAAACUCAGCGAGCUGAUCCUCUUGUCUGUGCUGUCGGCAUGCUAGGAUCAGCCAUCUUCAUCUGUCUGAUCUUCGUUGCUGCCAAGAGCAGCAUUGUGGGAGCCUAUAUUUGCAUUUUUAUCGGAGAAACUCUUCUGUUUUCAAACUGGGCUAUCACAGCAGACAUACUAAUGUAUGUGGUCAUUCCAACACGACGUGCAACCGCAGUGGCCUUGCAGAGUUUCACUUCACACCUCCUGGGAGAUGCUGGCAGCCCUUAUCUGAUUGGAUUUAUCUCAGACCUGAUACGACAAAGCACGAAGGAGUCCCCAGUCUGGGAGUUCCUCAGCUUGGGGUAUGCACUCAUGCUCUGCCCGUUUGUCGUUGUCCUAGGAGGGAUGUUUUUCCUGGCCACAGCCCUCUUCUUCCUAAGUGACCGAGCCAAAGCUGAACAACAUAAAGAAACCGAUUCGGACCACCUCACGGUUGGCAACUACAGUAAUUCAGAAGACGCUUCCACAUGA
This is a messenger RNA of Nipponia nippon (crested ibis), 1398 nucleotides long. NCBI's taxonomy places the organism in Eukaryota, Metazoa, Chordata, Aves, Pelecaniformes, Threskiornithidae. The record is from RefSeq and is a predicted model, not a curated record.